Spodoptera frugiperda (fall armyworm) is the source of this 4034-nucleotide messenger RNA. RefSeq lists its product as uncharacterized. The coding region runs from base 437 to 1468 and encodes 343 amino acids. NCBI's taxonomy places the organism in Eukaryota, Metazoa, Arthropoda, Insecta, Lepidoptera, Noctuidae. Gene Ontology annotation, molecular function: DNA binding. Gene Ontology annotation, cellular component: transcription regulator complex; nucleus. The transcript has 6 exons. The record is from RefSeq and is a predicted model, not a curated record. Gene Ontology annotation, biological process: regulation of transcription by RNA polymerase II.
UUCUUUAUCGAACGCCCGUAAUUUAACGUUCCAUUCAAUAUCUAACGCGAUUUAAUUAAUGAUAAAAUUACGCCAUAUUUGAUUUUUUAUUCCCGCUAUUUUUAAUGUCAAAUUUAGUUUUUUUUUUUUCAUUUUCGCAACUGUGAUUUCAACCCUGCCAGCCAGUAUCGUGUCGCGUUUAUUCUUAGUUUAAUUCUCAUAUUUUUUGCGAAGUGAAAUUUCGUGUUUGACAGUGACUCGUCGAAAAAAUUGAUACGCUCAAAUUAAAAAAUAUUAUUUUUAUAAUCUGUUUUGUUCGUAGUGGUUUUGAUUACGAGUUUCCUUUCAUUUCUGCCUUUAGUGACGGUUUCAUAAACUUGUAUUACAGUGACUCUGUGGCCAAUGAAGUUUUAUUUGAUUAUUUUUAUACGGCAUUUAAGUAACUGUGCUCCGUGCGAUGAAAAAGAAAAUGAGUAAGGAAGUACAGAAGAGAUGGAGGUCGAUUCGCGACUCAUACACCAAGACGUACAGACAGGGAAAGUGUGUGUUGCCCGAGCAGUGCCCGCCUGGGAGCAGACGUUACCAGUACCACCACCAAAUGUCAUUCCUACUGAAAGCCUUGCAGAACAAGAAACCGAGAUAUUCACAGGACAAGUAUGAGUCAUUCUCAGAGAUCUCAAACUCGCCGCAACACCCACCACCAGAAGACAUGCCGAAAAUAAAGAAUGAGACCAUGGAAAAGCCAUUAGAUCUAAAAACCAAACCAGACGACAGACCAGAAACGCAAGAUAAAUGCAACCAAGCAGAUUGUAUAGACAAACCAAAUGCCCUAGAAAUCAAAAUAGAUGCUAACUCCAUACUGCCUGAAGACCAUUUCGAUGACGAUCGCCUAUUCAUGAACUCUUUAAUACCUUUAUUCAAGAAAAUGAAUGAUGACACAAGGUUACUAUGCAGGAUUGAAGUGCUGAAAAUAAUCAGAUAUGCUUUGCAGGGCCACAAAUGUUUUGAAGCUCUUAAGGUGGCUGAAGAUUCGUUCGUGAAAGAUAGGUUGAGUAAUAUACUGUCGAAAGAUGAGAGCAGUGUGUCUACUAGUACACAGAAGAGUCCGGAAUCCAAACUGGCUAUGACCACCAGGUCUGCCGAUGGCAGCCGACCUGUUAGAAAACGGAGGGCUCGUUCACCAUCACCUUUGCCGGUGCCAGCAAAAAAGCGGGGGCCAGGACGUCCCAGAAAGAUCCGGCCGCCCCCCUCAGACUCUGACGAGGAGCAGACGUCGAGGAAACGCCUGCCGAAGCUGAAGGUGUGCGAGGCUCCGUGCGAGGAGGACUCCUACAGCCACGUCACCAGUGUCGCACAGCUCUCCACUCCCAUGUUUAUGAAGAUCUACAACCUGGAGAGGUCAAAAAUCGCUCCGGCUCUACCCACAACACCACCAAUGCAAGUGUCAAUAAAAACCGAACCUGUGGACCCUGAACCACAACCCAGCUAAGCUACCAACAUACCUAUGCUAUAUUUAAUAAGGUAACAUUAUCAAACGCCAAUCAGAAUGCAGAAAUAUCACGCGAUAAUGGCCGUUAGCCAAUGAGAGCGUACUAUUUUUCUAAGUAUCAAGUAGGCUUAACAUUGCAUUUAGAUGUGUAUAGUCUGUGGUUUUUAUAACCUCAAAUGUCAAAGAAUUUAUAAUGUUGAUUGAUACAGGUAUAUGCGCCUUUUUCUGUUGAUUUUUAGGUAAUUGGUGACGAUAUUUUUAGUUGUUUUGGUGAAAAUUUACAAGCCAUUUUAUGUAUGUAUACAAUGUGAUAGGCGUGGGACUUCUAACCCGUUAAGGCUGAGUACUACAUCUAAUUUUAUCGACAAAAAAAAUAAUAUGUGUAUAAUAUUUUUCGGUAAAAAUUAUUCACAAAUGAUUUUUUUCUCACCAAAACAUUAUCAAACAUAUGAAAAAAGUAAUGAAUUAGUUAGCCAAGGUUAUUAGCUACCGUUUGUCGUUUUUUUUUUGUUUCUACGACGCAUACAACCUUUGAUAUCAAAAAAAGUAAAAAAAAAUAUUAAAAUAGCCAUAACUUUUAGGGGGAGGGGAUUCGACCCCUUCGACCCCCGACUUUUGUCGAUAAAAUUAGAUGUAGUACUCAGCCUUAACGGGUUAGAAGUCUCACCCCUAUCACAUUGUAUAUGUUAUGUAUACAUGCAAAAAUAUUCUAGUUUUUGGACACCUUAUGUAAGUAAGGUGAUUCAGUGACAAAUAAUUAAAAGUAUCGUUCACCAUUAUUCUAAUUGUUAUUAGGGAAGAAAUUAAAAUAUUUAUAUAAUAUUACCUAUGUUAAAUAUGAGAUAAAAUAAACAUUUAAAAUAAAUUGUUGUGAACAUAAUAUUAUCUCUAUAUAGCCUUUACAGGUACAUAGAUAAAAGAAAAAAUGUCGUGUUCAAAACAAAUAGUAAAUAAAUAUGUAUGCAAAGUUAUAAUACCUUACCCUUUAUAAGGCAAAGGGAAUAUUUUUACCACCAUGUUUACUUCAACGAAAAGUUCAGUGAAUAUUACAAAACGCAUUUUUUAAUAAACCACAAAAUGUUUUACUUUAAUGUUAUGCCUUAUAAAGGGUUAAUUCUUGGAUGUUUAAAAGCCAUUAUAAAUUGAUGUUGAAAAAGAUCUGUGUAUUUAUUCAAUGUUAUCUGUUUUAAAUACUUCAUAGGUCUAUGCUCUAUGCUAAUUAUACCAUAGAUUAUUUAUUUUAGUCUGUGGUUUGACCUGAUUGGUAAUGGUAUCGGGGAGGUGUUACUUGAAAAUGUGUCUAUGAUGUUAUCUAUACACAGAAUGUUAUUAAGUUGUAAUUAUUAUUUAUGUGUUUAAUAUGAGCAACUGUUGUGUUGUAUUAUUUCUUUGCUUUUAGAUAGAUGUUGAUUUAAUUUUCCUAAUUUAUUCAUCUUCUCUGUUUCCGAUGAGUGAUGAACUUGUAUUAAAAUGUAGUUAUCGGAUCUAAGUGUUACCAAGAUCAAAAACUACGUUCUGUUCGAAAAGUAUUCUUUAUUUUCUUUCUCAUUUCGUUUUCAUCUUCCAGAAAACAAAAUACUUUCGUCUUUUUCUGUCAUUUUAUUUUGUGGUAAGCGUGCACAUUCCACAGGUCAGCAUCGUGUCCGCUUUCCGUAUGACGUCAUCGGUACGCAUCGCAUGUAGGCAUUGCCGAUGAUGCGGUCCGUACGAUGCGGAUCAGUGGACGCAGCUGUAUGAGUUUCUAUACAAGACAAACUAAAAUCCGUUGCGUGCGAUGCGUACGAUGCGGACCUGUGGACAAUUACCUUUAUAAGCCAACUAUAUUUCUUGCUCUCUCUUUUUUAUCUUGUAUAUUUAUUUAUAGAAAUAUUAAAUCAACACCUAUAAAAAAGUUUGCACGUUCGAUUGUAAUGAAUGAAAUGUGAUAUAGGUUUAGUUUCGCCAUGUAAUUAUUUUAUUGUUAAGUUUAAUCUAUAACUCCAUAGUGAGAAUUUCUGCACAACGCUGUUGGCCUAUUUGUUAUGAAGUUUACAGCGCAGAAUGAUCAAAUUCGAUCUCGAAAUACGAAAAUCUGUUUUAAGUUUUCGACAAAACAAAGUCAUUUGAUAAUUUGACAGUUACGACGCAGCCAUCUUGUUUUGGCGGGAGUUUUUUUUUUCUUUAAUGCACGUUUUGUUUUUCCUCUAUUUUGUAAUAAUGAUACAAAUAAUGGUUUAGUUUAAUGUAAAGAAGCAUUUUUUAGUUGUUAAUUUAGUUUAAGUUUUAGUACAUUGAAAUGUUUUAAGGGUCAGUCGAUUCUUGCAAAGAUGAUAAUAAUUGUAAUUAGUAUGUUUAAUUGUGUAUUCGGUAAGUGAUGGAAGAUAAAAAAUACUGUUUUUUGUUUUACUGGGCAUCUGUAGGCCAAGUUAAUUUUGUGUUGAUCACAAUACGAACGUUGAAAUAAUAAUAUAAAGAAGUGUUGUGUUACUUGUGUUAUGUCCGAACAUUCCUUAGUUAGGAAUAUUGUAGAUAUUGUGAGAAUUAUCACGGAUUGUAUACCGUUGAAAUAAAUAUCAAUAUUUUUUAA